ACCCUAGCGACGUCCUCGCAACCCCAUGGCACCUCGCGGCGAUAUGCACGCUUUCCUUCAGGGCUCGGGUCCCAUACUGGUAGUAUUGCAAGUACCAUGCCUGCUGCCUCCAGCCCAUCACCACCCCUCUUGUCCCCGCUUUUGCAUCACGCCUGUUGCCAUGCCGUCGCAAUUCUCCAUUUUCUUACGAGCUUAGACUGUAACGGAUAACGCUCGUAGCGCGAAUGGCGCGUGUAGCCCCCGCAGUGUCCUCGGCGGGUCAUCAGCAUGAGUAUGAGCAUCGUCAGCAGCAUCGUCAGCAUCUCUCUCACCCGCCGACAGUGCGUGCGUGCGCGAGCGCAGAGCAUGCCGCCGCAGAGGCUGCAGCGCCAACGCCUGUAGCAGCCCGCGCUACAGACGCGCACCGCGCCCCAGACGCUGGGCCAGCGAGUAUUGCUGAGCGGAGCAACGCGGAUGGGGCAGCCGUAGCGCACAGCGGCGGAGUGGUUGCCUCCCCCUCCGAAAGCGCCAAGGCGGAGGAGGCGCUCGAGGGCGCGGCGGCGGAACGAUUUGCGGAAAUUCUGUCGCUGGUCGCGGGGAACCGUUCCGCGAGGGCAGGGGGAGAGGCGCAGGCCGGCGCGGGCGGAGAGCAGGGCCCGGGGGUCAAUCGGAGACCGCUGGGAAAAACGGAAGAAGAAGGAGAGGGCGCGGUGCUGAUACCGAGGGAAGCGGGGCAAGAGCGAGGAGAGGGGGGAGAGGGGGGAGAGCGGGGAGAGGGGGGAGAGGGGGGAGAGCGGGGAGAGCGGGAAGAGGGGGGAGAGGAGGAGGAAGAGGAUGAGGAGGAGGAGGAGGAGGAGGAGGAGGAGGAGGAGGAGGAGGAGGAGCCGAUACUGAAGUACCAGAGGCUGGGAGGCGACGUGCCUGCGAUAGUGGGCGGGGGCGUGCAUGCGACGUGCGUGUCGGUGUCGGACAAGAUGCUCGCGCUCGGCACGUCCGACGGCUGCGUGCACGUGCUCGACCUGCUCGGCAACCAGGUGAAGCAGUACCACUCGCACAAGGCAGCAGUGUCCGCAGUGUCCUUCGACGCAGCAGUGAACCACGUGGCGUCGUGCGCCCUGGACGGCUCGCUGGCCAUCCACGGGCUCUUCUCCCCGGACGCCCUGACCUUCCGCUACCGCCGCCCGCUCCUCGCGCUCGCCCUGCACCCCUCCUUCGGCUCCUCGCGGCGGUCCCGGCAGUUUGCCACUGGGGGCGAGGCGGGCGAGCUGGUGCUCAACUCCAAGGGCUGGCUUGGGGCCUCGGACCAGCUGCUGCAUGCAGGGGAGGGCGCGAUCACGUGCGUAGUAUGGCAGGGGUCGGUGCUGCUGUGGGCCAACGACCGUGGCGUGAAGCUCUUCUGCCUGGCCACGUCCACGCCGCUCGCCCACGUGGACCGCCCGUGCUCCAACCUCACUGCUGGCAUCGCCUCCCGGCCCCAUGUCUUCUGGAUGGACGACACCACCCUUGCAAUCGGCUGGGCGGACACGAUAAAGAUUGCAGCCAUUCGCACGCGCGCAUCACCCACACCUGCUGCCACACCUGCUGCUACCAACCCCCCCUCCACUACCACCUCCUCCGCACCCUCCCCCCUGCCCACCACCACUCCCAGCACCAGCACCAGCACCACCAGCACAACCAGCCCCGGUUGCACCAGCAGCAGCAGCAGUAGUGGCACGACUCCUGCUGCCCCAUCGUCUGCCUCACCAGCAGCAGCACCGGCAGUACCGGCAGCACCGGCAACACCGGCAGCAGCAGCAGCACCAGCAGCAGCGGCAGCAGCACGGUACCUAGCGGUGCUGGCUGUGCUGCGAGUGGAGCACCUCAUAGCUGGCCUCGCUCCCUAUGGCGACCGCCUGCUCGUGCUCUCUUGCCCCUUCCCCUCCUCCGCUCCACCCCUCCCCUCCCCCUCACCAUCACCGUCACUGUCCUUGCCGUUGUCUUCUCCUGCAUCUUCCUCCUCUUCUUCCUCCUCCACUUCCUCUGCUACCUCUGCUACCUCCGCUCCCUCCGCUCCCUCCUCUUCCUCCUCCACCUCUCCCCCACCAUCCAUCCUGGCAACCCUCGAAUCCCCUCCUAUCGCCACACCGGCAUCCACCCACGACCCACCAUCGUCUGCCUCACCCUACGAGGAUCCAUCCCACUCAUCCCACUCACCAUCCGCCUCGCCCCUGCAGCCAUCCCCCCUGCAGCAGCCUGCUCUGCAGCCGUGCCCCCCCGAGCUGCGCAUGCUGACAAUGCGCAACCAGGAGGCCAUGUGCGACGCCCUGCCCCUGCACGGCUUCCACCGCACUGCCACCACCCACUUCGCCCUCGCACACUCGCCCUUCUCUGGCAGCAGCAUGGAGGGCGCGCAGUGGCAUGCGGGCAGCGAGCCGUGCUUUGUGAUCCUCUGCCCCUUCGACGUCCUCGUUGCCAGGCCACGUGGACGGUGUACAUCGGUGGACGGUUGGCGGUGUACACAUGUGGAUGAUGGGCGGUGUACAGCGGUGGACGAUGUACACCGGUGGACGGUGGACGGUGGACGGUGUACACCAGUGGACGGUGGACACCGAUGGACGGUGGACGGUUUACACCGGUGGACGGUGGGCGGUGUACACCGGUGGACGGUGGACGGUGUCCACGGGUGGACGCCGGUGGAUGGUGGGCGGUCAGAAUCAGGGCUCUCGCGGUCAGAAUCAGGGCUCUGUUGGUCAGAGUCAGGGCUCUGGUGGUCAGAAUCAAGGCAUGAAUGGGUGAAUGGCGACGCCCAGGACCAUGUGCAGUGGCUGCUUGCCCACGGCAAGGUGCAGGCAGCGCUCAAAGCGGCAGAGAAGGCGGCACGGGGCAGAGGAGGGGGGGGAGCAGGGGCGGAGAGGGGAAGGGGGGCAUUCAGUGGGGAGGAGGAUGGGGAGGGGUUGGGGGAGAGUGCGGGUGGUCGGAACGGAGAUGUGGUUGCAGAGAACAGACUCGUGCAAGAGGUGGGGUGGCGGUACCUGGACCACCUGGUGCUGCAGCGCAAGUACUCUCAGGCCGCUGCUCUCUGCCCCAAGCUGCUCGGAUCCAACACCACCGCUUGGGAGAGGUGGGUGUUCACCUUUGCUCAGAUGCGUUGUCUACCAGCCCUUGUGCCGCACAUACCCUUCGACUCGCCCCAACUGGGCCCAGCCGUUUACGAGAUGGUGCUCUCGUCCCUCCUCCUCUCCCCCCCCGACCACCCUCUCUUCCUCUCCUCCAUCCGCACGUGGCCCCACCGCCUCUACUCCAUGCCCGCUGUGCUCGCCAAGGCUGUUCAGCGCCAUGAGGCUCUCACGCAGGGGGGCAGGGCGUGGGAGGGACAGGCAUCUACGCCCCUUCUAGAGGCAAUAGCAGAGCUCUGCAUGCGGUCGCAGCGCUUUCCAGAUGCCCUGCACUACUACACUCUGGCAGCGCUAUCAGACCGAGCCAACACCUCGCGCACGGACACUGUGUUCCACCUCAUCUCCUGCCACCCCUUCUCUCCUCUCAUCGCCUCCCAGUUGCCCCUGCUACUGCAGCUCGACGCCCCCCGCAUCCUCCUCUUCCUCGCCCACAACCCCUCUCUGCUGCCCCCCUCCUCCCUCUUCCCCCACCUUCACCUGCUGCGAGCACACGCACACGACACCCAGAGACGGGGGGAGGAAGGGGGAUUGGGGGUGGAAGGGGGUCUGGGGGACUCACAAGUGCGAGAAGGGGAGGGAGGUAGGGGGGAGGCAGGGGUGGGUGAAGGGAGAGAGGCAAGCAAAGGGAGUGUAGGGGGUGGGUGUGAGUUAGGAGCAGGGGUGAGAGGGACUGGAGGGGUUGAGGCGGACUGCCACGCUGCUUGGGAUGAUGGUGAGGGGGAGAGGGGAGGAGUGGAUGGAGCAGGGGGGGCGUUGUGGUGUGAGUGUGAGGUGGACGUAGGGAGGAGUGAGAACGGAGGUGGUGAUUUUGGAGAGGAAGCAGGGGCGGAUGGAGGGGGGCGAGAGGGAACAUUAGGGGAGGGAGGAGGGAGAGGAGAGGAGAAGGGGAGGAGGAGAAAAGGGAGGAGGAGGUGGUGGGUGGUGGGGGAGGAGAGGGAGAUGGUGAGGGGGAUGCUUGGGGAGGAGCAAGGGGCAGCGUUCGAGUGUAGAGCGGUGGGGGCGUUGCUAAACAUGUAUCUGCACCACCUGUUUGUCACCGAUGCUGAGCUCACGCAACCAUGGCAUCCCAUUCAGCUACUCCUCUACACCAUGCUGGACCCCCGCAAUCUCCUGCCUUUCCUGCACAGCACCACCAACUAUUCCCUUGACAUGGCGUACCGCGUGUGUGAGCGGCGGGGCGAGACGGAUGCGAUGGUGUAUCUGCUGCAGCGCAUGGGCAACCAUGCCGCCGCCAUGGCGCUCUGCAUCGACCGCGCUGAAAACGUUGACCAGGCUCUAGACGUGGUGUGUGAGAGUGGCGAUGAGUCGCUGUGGGACGUGCUGCUCGAGAGAGCUGCCUGCAACCCCACCAUCCUAGCGGCGCUCUUUGACCGUGCCCUGCCUGGCUUGGACGCCAUUCACCUUGUGCAGCUAGCCAUGCCAGGACACCCCAUUCCCCGGUUGAAGCAGCGGCUUGUGAGUGUGCUGUCUGCCACAACCACCCAACUCGCCCUCUCCCAAGGCUGCUUCCGACUCCUCCUGGCGGACAUAACAGCUCUCUUCACCAAGCAGUGCAGGGAGGCCGUCAAGGGCAUUCGAGUGGGCGCCUCCGUCCGCUGCCUCGUGGCACACACCACCCUCUCCCCUCCCCUCUCCCCGCACCACCACCACCAGCACCACCAGCAGCACCCCUCACUCCCCCUCGCCCUCCUCUCCUCUGUAUCCGCAGCUGCCUAUGACGCUGCCACCACAGCAGCAGCAGCGGCAGCCGCUGCAGCAGCAGGUGCUACUGGCAACCCCACCACCACUGCCACCAGCGCCAUCACCACACCUCUUUCCUCCCUUCCCACUCCUCUCGACCUCCCAUCCUCCUCACCUUUCCUUGACUCUCUUCCUGCUCUAGCAGCACACACACAACGAGCUUUCCAAGGGGCCGUCACCGCCAUAGACGCUGUUCUAGACUCAGCCCCCGUUCAAGCCCUAGCUGCCGAUGUAUCCUUGGACUCGUUCCUGGCUAUCGUCGACGCCACGGGUGCGGCAGGGGUGUUUGCCGGCUCGCCUGAUUGGGGUGGGGAGGAAGGGCAAGGGAGGGGUGGAGUGGUGAGGGGGAGAAGGAGGAGAGGAGGGCAGGGGGAAGAGGAAGGAAGGGAGGUGUUGGGGGGGAGUGGGCGGUGCUGUGUGUGCUUGGAAAGGGCAGCUUCGUUGGAGGGCCCGUUUGUUGUCUUCUUCUGCCACCAUGGCUUCCACUUCUCCUGCCUCUCCCUCUCUGCUGCCGCCCAUCUACCCUCCCCUCCCUCCACACCUCAUUCCUCCUCUUGCUUCUAUGAGCAGUAUGAGGAGAGAGGGGAGGACCUGCAAUGCCUGGUGUGUGGGAGGGCGGCGGAGAGUGUAGGGAAGCAGGGGGGAGUGAGCAGUGGCAGUGGCAGGAAGGGGAGUGGCAGGGGCAGUGCACAGGGAAGAAGAGAGACUAGCAGGGUAACUAUUCCAAGCGCUAGUAACAGCCCACAUACCGGUAAGAUGACUAGCCAGGGCAAGGGCGUGGGGACCAGUGGGGCGAAGGGAGAAGGCAGGGGAAGAGGUGAGAUUGGUGGGGGAGGCGAAGGGAUGGGUGUUAUUGAAGGGUGGGGGGGUGGUGGUGGUAGUGGUGGUGGUGGUGGUGGUGGUGGGCUUACCCGUGGGAGGGGUGCUGCUAGUGCAGAUGUGAUUCAGAGGUUGAGACAGAUGGAACUGGUUGGGAAGGAGAUGAGAUGAUGCUGUACAGUACUACGGAUGUAUUUCCUGAUGUACACAACACAGUAAUGAAUGAAGUCAUAGUGGUUGG
This is a messenger RNA of Closterium sp. NIES-67, 5934 nucleotides long. NCBI's taxonomy places the organism in Eukaryota, Viridiplantae, Streptophyta, Zygnematophyceae, Desmidiales, Closteriaceae. The record is from the annotation of a GenBank genome assembly.